UAAUCAUAUAUCUGUGGUCUCACGUCUUACUGCUCAGCUACUGGCGCUUUUAAUGUGGGGUUACACGUGCCGUCUCCAAAGGCGUCUGAAUAAACUGACUUCUGUUAUUUUAUCCUCUUACGAAGAAAAGGCGUAACUGUGUUCGUCUCUACGCAAAUUAGCUCCCGAGUUCUAUGUUGAGAGCGACUAUUGCGAAAUGACGAAAAAAGUAUUUUAAGAGGAUAGUGGACAGUCAUUUCUUCUUACAAAUAUGUGCCGUUUUUUCUUUUCGCUCUGAAUAAUGUCAUUAUGAAAAACAUUUUUAUACCAUUUCAUGAAAUUCACCGCACCUUUGCCCUUUGUUUAGUUUUUAUAUUUUCGAUAUUAUUAAUUCUAUAUUUUCAGACUAAUUAUUACUCAUUUAUUAAGAUUCAUUUUUUUAUGGGUACAUUAUAUUGAAAUUUCACUAAACAUAUUUACUUUAGAAACUUUUAAGUCAUUAAUAGUUUUUCUUAAAUGUACCUAUAAAGUAUUUUUCAACUUUAGUUUCAUGUACAGGGAGAACCAGGGUAUCGACGUCGGUGGACGGAGGUUAAUAAAUAUCCUUUUCGCCGACGACAUACUUAGUUUUGUUUUUGUUUUCAACUACGGAGGUCCGUGUCAUACUACCUACAAGACCUAAGUAGGGCAAGCAUUGAUGUAGGAUUAACGAAUUGAUGAAUAUGUCAAAGACCAAGCUUAUGACUCCGAAAAAGUAAGUGGUAGUGGAUACAGCUGAAAUGUCAUAUGUCCAAGAAAUACCCGGGUCAAAUCUUUCCAGGCACGACAGGACGAGGAGGUCACAAGACGAACCUGAAAGAGCUAUUGGUCUAUGAAGGAGCAAAUGAAGGCAGAUUUCUUACUGAAGACGACCGACGAGACGACUUUGACGACCGGUCCGGACCGGACCGGACCGAAUAAUAUUGUUAAGUACUUACAACACAAGCCUUAUUUAGCUUACUGUAGGACUUGGUAAAUUUGUGUACUUAUGUCCUGUACUAUUUAUUUAUAUAUUCUUACGGAGCAAAAACUUGGUUCUUGACAAAAGUUCAGAAAUCCACCCUUAAGGUUUGUCAGCGGGCCAUGGAGCGUAGUAUUCUCGGCGUAAAGUUGGCCGAUCGUAUCAAAAGCACUGUACCACGCUCCAAAACUAAAAGAACUGACGUGGCUGAAACAGCCGCUAAGCUGAACUGGGACUGGGCGGGACACGUUUGCCGUAUGCCGGAUGACUUGUGAUCUAAAAUAAGAAUCAAUUGGCGUUGGCGAGAUGGCUUUGACGCCUUUGAUAGGAAUGAUGGUAACUGGGGGAAGACGGGUCAAGACCGGGAUACGUGGAAAGGGAGGAGGGAGGCCUUUGCCCAGAAGUGGGACACUUUAGGCUCAUAUAAAUAAAUAAAAUAGUUUAAUGUGUGGAAUAAAACUAAGUACCGGCUUACAUUAAUGCCUCAAGACAUUCUCUACCGGACAAUACUGCAGAAAUUCUCCAAUUAAGACGUCAACUUGAGACUCACCGCAAAUCAAUUACUAAAAAGGAAACAAAAGGGCAAAGUUCUAUCAACGUAUUUUACUGUUAGGCUUAUCAGAGACGAAAUUCGGGACUUUCAAACGCUAUUUUGGGAUGUUUACAUAGGGAGCUAAAAUAAAAAUAGUCCUCUACCUUUCCUCAACUUUUUAUUUCUGCCUUUGACGGCAAAUAAAUAUGAGCUUUUAAUGUUGUUAAAAAACUCUUAGGUUUCUAUUAUAAUGAACAUAAAUAACUAAGUAGAAAAAAUCCAAUACAACUAUCUGGCCAAUUCAAACGUAUACUGACAUCAGAAUGAUAUCUAAAUGAUGUCAUUUAGUUAUCGUGCAUUUUGCUCCUACUUGUGCGUACAUGUCUUGGCGUGAUUGAGACGCACGAUAGCUAAAUGACAUGAUUUAGAUAUCAGUUUGAUGUCAGUGUACGUUCGAGUUAGUCUGUGUGAACUAUUAUGCUUCAGCCGUAGUUGUAGUGGUUUGAUGAUUAAGAUGGAACAACGUCUUUAAAUUGAGUUCGGGCUCGUUCGAAUUGUUGGAUUACGCGGCUUGCAUGGAAUGUUAAGUCUAUCACGGAGAGAAUCAAAGCAAUUAUAAUAUUGUGGUGCUGUAUUAUAUAGUCACGAUGAGUUUCUUGAUGACAAAAACUGAAAGCCAAAAGCGUGCACAUAAACUUAUGAAGGCUUAACUAUGAGGUAAGUGUCGGUAUGUGACGAUUACAAUUUGGUAAAAUUCAUGUCAGAAUCAUUCUUAAACUGUGUGACUACGGUCAGAGAUAAGAUGUAGUGACUUUCAAAGCCUCCUUUACGAGUAAAUAUGGAAUAGCUUUAAAUCCUAAGUGAGGAGCACCGAUAACAAAAGGCUAUCAGAGUAUGGGCGGGAACAGCCGCCCGCAGCCAGUCCGCGACUGUCCGCCGCGCUAGCACCUCGCGUGCCUCGCCGUCGGUUGGAGGGAAAAGUUUCGACACACAUCGACUACGAGUAUGUCUUCGAAUUCGAAAUGGAACUGUGCAGUGACGGACUGAUGGAUUUUGAUAGAAUGUCGUAAAUUGUGAGAGAUCGUGUUGCGCAAGGAUGAAAGGAUUCGCAAUUCCAUGGAUUCUGGUGACUCUGGCAUCGGCUCAAGCGACGAGCGACAAGCGUCCACAUUUCGUGGUCGAACCGCCGUCGCGCAUUUUAUGGCCGGCCACUCGCGGCGCACACGCCGCUUGUCGCGCCACCGGACAUCCCACGCCGGACGUUCACUGGGUCACCGCUGAGGGCCAACUAUUGACCACAUUGCCGGGAUUAAGACACGUGCUGAGCGACGGUCGGUUGGUGCUCGGCGCGCGCCGGUCCCUUGACGCCGGGAGCGGCGGCGCUAGCGCCAUGCUGCGAUGCCGCGCUGCCAACCGCGUCGGCGCAACGCUGUCCCGUCCCGUGCUGCUGCAACCAGUGGAAGACAACGUGCUGGCUCACACCGCUCGUCAGCUGACUCCAGCAAAGGUGGGCGGCUCGGUGGUGCUCCGCUGCGAAGUGUCUCCUCAGCUUGGCCUCGUCGAGAUCUCCUGGCUCCAGGAUGGCUUGCCUCUGACCCCUGGGUACCUUGGGCCUGACUCCCGUUGGAUAUCCGGGGCUGGGAUUCUACUUGGUCUCGAUUUAACACAAGCAGAUUUACAAGCUGAAUAUGCUUGCGUCGCCCUGGACACUGCGAGCCCUUCGCUCAAAUUGACCACGGAUGAUAGCAGUUGGCUGGAGCACAUCGAACUGAACUCUAUAGAGACACGAGCCGGCGAGACCGCGAUCUUGCCUUGCAUUAUAAGGCACAUGAGUGGACACACUAUUAGUUGGCAGCGGCAGGACGCGGCGGGCUCGUGGUCGGCGGUGGCAGGGGAGGGGAUGGUGCGGGGCGGCUCGCUGGUUCUACCGAACGCGCGCGCGCAUCACGCCUCGCGGUACGCCUGCUUCCCUGGGACGGAUUCAGCUCCUAGGAUUCUGAUUCGGCUUGUCGUUUAUGACCCUCUGACUGUUACUGUAUCUCCUAACCCUUUGAUGUUAGGAACAGGUGGUAGCGGACACUUGAACUGUUCUGUAACUGGUGGACGGGGAGGUGGAGUAACUCUAAGUUGGCAACACGAAGCGAGACCUCUCCAUGCCCCUCAAUCUCGACUAGCCCUUGGUCCAGUUCACUCUCAUCACGCAGGAUUGUACCAAUGUACUGCUCACGAUCAUUCCGAUUCUGCAGUUGCAGGAGCUGAACUAAUCAUUGCUGAUAGACCACCAAGGUUGGUGUCUACGUUCAGCGAAGCGGUUACUAGAAUUGGUCAAAGCGUAGCAUUAAGAUGCGCGGCUACUGGUAUUCCUCCACCUCGAAUACUUUGGACAUUAGAUGAUAGACCCCUUCCAUCUUCCCCGGACAAAUAUAGUGUAAAUACAAGAGCCGAAGGUGUAUCUGGCGGUGAAGAAGGCACAAUUGUAUCAACUCUCAGUGUGACCAUACGAACUGCCGAUGAAGGUGGCAGAUAUGGGUGUAACGCAACCAACUCCCGUGGUUCACAAGCUCAUCAUGCAAGACUGAAUGUAUUUGGUCCUCCAAAUAUUAGAUAUUUAUCGUCCAUACAUGUUAAAGCUGAUACGGAUGUGGUUUUACAUUGUCCGUAUUCUGGUUAUCCAAUAAAAGAAGUGGUUUGGCGACGUGAAGAUGGUUCCAUAGUUGAAGUUGCUAUGGAAUCAAACGAUGAGAAAGGAAUGCUAAAACUGUCUGCUGUUCGAAGUAGCACGGCAGGAAGCUACACUUGCGAAGUGCGUGCUGAAAGUGGGGAACUUGCCAGAAGAACUGUAAGGGUUGAGGUUCAUAAACCGCCGAAAAUAGCACCUUUUCUAUUUCCUGAAGAACUUGAAGUAGGAGGCAGUACGCAAGCAACAUGUAGUUUAGUUUCUGGAGACAAACCUAUUCAGUUCACAUGGCACAAGGAUAACUUACCGAUUCAAUCUAUUUUAAAGGUGGAGCAGAAGAAUAUGGAUUUUUUUUCGUUAUUAAUUAUACAGGAACUCACAUCGGCACACAGCGGAGAUUACACGUGUAAAGCUUCUAAUGAGUUUGGUGCUGUUAGCCAUACUGCAUCACUCAAUGUCAAAGAGUCGCCAACGUGGGUGUGGCGAGCUCAGAACACCUCAGUAUCAGCUGGAGCUUCCCUCUUAUUGCCUUGUUCCGCAAAAGGGCAACCGGCUCCCAGGGUCUCAUGGGAAUUCUCUUUGGAUGGUGAAAACUGGCGUCACGUAUUGUUCGGUCAGUCGGAGGCUAACGACGCUGACGGAGGAUCGAUCCUAUCUGACGGGACCGUGUGGCUCAAGGCGGCCGCUCCAGAGCACGAGGGCUGGUACCGUUGCGUGGCGCGCGCACAGCACGCCUCUAUACACCACACUUUCUACUUGGACGUCAGAGAACCGCCAAAACUUAACAGAGGCGGCAGCGGCGGAGAAACUCGAUGGGUAGUCAGAGGUUCAACGGCGAGGCUAAUGUGUGUUGUUAGCGGAGAACCCGAGAUACACGUGCAUUGGACGCAUGACUCCAGGCCAUUGGCUUUACACGGCGCCGGUGGCAUCGAAACCAGAGACACUGGUAAUGGAGGGAAGAUAUCAGAGAUAACAAUAACGCACGCCGGCCCCGAGCAUGCAGGAGAAUAUCGGUGUCUUGCUAGGAACCUUUACGGCAAUGAUGAGUUGGUGUACCGAUUGUAUGUUAAAGAACGUCCGAAUAUACCUGAAGAGGUUCGGAUAUCAGAAGUGUGGUCUCGAAGAGCGCGAGUCACCUGGAGGAUAGCCCGAGGAGCCCUAGUGUCACACUACUCGCUGCAGUACAGGGCGCUAAACCGAGACUUGACUGUGUCAUUGGAUACGCCACUGACCGGGUUACUUGAAAACUGGGACUCGCCCGAAGUACUUAACCUGACUUUGGCAAAUUCAGACUUACUCCACGUCUCGUCGGAAGGGCCGGGGCGUGCCGGCGCGUCCGUGUCGGGGCUCUCGCCGGACACCCGGUACGCGCUGCGACUCGCCGCCUUCAACGACGUUGGCGCGUCCGCCUACACGUCCCCGCUGCACUUCACUACGAGAGAGGAAGCUCCCGGCGGCGCGCCGCGAGAGAUCACCGUGCGGGCACUCCGGGCGAGGGAACUACACAUCACUUGGCAGCCGCCACCUAGAGAAUCAUGGCAUGGCACGCUACUGGGCUACACGAUUCGCUGGUGGGUUUCCGAAGAAGGGAAAGGAACGUUGAAUGACAGCCCGGGAUCCGAAAGCGGCGCGAGCGCAGACGCAACAAGUACGACUCUGCGAGGACUGAAGGCCGCUACUCGUUAUGGAGUCACAGUGAGGGCCUAUAAUGCGGCAGGCACUGGGCCCGUAUCACCGCCGCACUAUCGACAUACGUUAGAAUCGCCUCCGACGGGGGGUCCUGAGGGGCUGAGCUGUAAAUCAAGUGGACCGACAUCGUUACGGGCAGCGUGGCGGCCACCUGCCGUAGAUGCCAGAGGUGGCAUUAUUACCCACUACACACUGCAAUUCACAAGAUAUGAUGCUGACCCUUUGCUUCCGACUCAAGACGCGUAUUUACGAGUUCAGGGUGAAGAAGCUACAAUAUCCCGACUGACACCAUACGCAGAGUACGAGAUAAGGGUGCGUGCACACAACGCGGCGGGCGACGGACCCCUGUCAGCGCCGCAAGUGUGCAGGACAGACGAAGAUGUACCAAGUGCUCCUGGAGGCAUGAAGCUAAUAGCAUUGGCCGAACGGUCACUAAGGGCAUCCUGGCUUCCACCCCCAGAGCCCAACGGAAAACUGACACAGUACAUACUGUACGUGAACGACUUAUCAGGAUCACAAGAUCCAAACACCACGAGAGUGAACGCCUGCACCGAGGGCGAGGGUGUAUAUACAGAAUGUAUGAGAACCCUCCGAGGUCUUCGCGCCGGCCGAACGUAUGAAGCAUGGGUCCGCGCUGCCACCAGUGCAGGCGAGGGACCGCCUUCCACCACCGUCGCUUGUCAGACCAGUGCCUUAGCUCCCGCCCGGAUUUCUUCCUUCGGCGAUGUAGCAGUUGGAGCUGCCGGUGGAUCCUUAUCACUAAAAUGCGUUGUUGGAGGAACUCCACCACCAAUUAAACGAUGGCUAAGAGGCGGCAGUCCUUUGCACCCACGAUCGCCGUUUCAUCUGGAUGGAGAUGCUCUUCUGAUUAGAGGCUUGGAACUAUCUCACGCCGAUAACUACACGUGUGUUGCCGAAAACCCUCACGGUUCUGAUUCAGCUACGUGGAGAGUUGUAGUGCUACGGCCGCCGGCGCCUCCAGCUCUAGCAUUACUUGAAGCUCGUUCGAGGGAAUUAGAGCUUGAUAUGCGACCAGCCCCAAGAGCCCCUGGGCAUGCACUGCCUAAAUCUUAUUCUUUACACUGGCGGCUUGCUGCUCCUGAGGGAGAAUGGAGGAUAUUAGCCGCCAGCCCUGGUCCGAUGACGUUGCCAAACCUUCGCUGUGGCUCAGCUUACAGGGUUUAUGGGUCCGCAGGCGGACCACCCGGUACAGAGAUAGCGGUUCGUACCACCGGAGGGCCACCGGUUGCACCUCCUGACUCGAGGUGGAUUAGAGUAAACUCCACACACGCAAGAUUUGAUACAAGUAGUUGGACGGACGGGGGAUGCGGGCCCGUGGCGUUAAAGUUGGAGUGGGCUGGAUCAGGUGUGGCUGGUGCAAGGGAUGUGCCUGUUGGAGGCGAAGUUAUUCUGGGCGGUUUAACGCCUGGCUCGAGAUACCGCGUGGCAGCUCGCGCGUCAAACGAAGCGGGCUGGACGCGGGAGGUGUACGAGUUCACCACGACUCCGGCCGAGGGUGGCUACGCGGAGGAAGUGGACGCACCGUUCCCGGCCACGGCGGGAGAAUUGGCUUUAUUAUUAGCUCUCUGUGCGGCCCUGUCGCUGGCUGCAUUGACCAUAUUAGCUAUUCUUUUGAGACGGAAAAGAAGUGACGGCGGCGUGCCGCGAGUGACCACGAGCGCCGAAAAGCCCACUUGCGGCACGUACCGAGCGCCCCCGCACCAGACGCCGAAACUACCGCCCGACCCACCAGAUGUGUACGAGAUAAGUCCGUACGCGACGUUCGCGGGCCCCGCUGCGAGUGACUCGCGCGCAUACACGCUGCAGCUGCGCGCGCUGGCCCGCCACGAUGACGACGCCGCGCCGCCCGCGCGCCCGCCGUGCUGCGACGAAGAGACAUGCGUCGACGCGUGCGACGUGCAGCGACGGCGCCGGCGCCGCCGCCAUUACUGCCCCGAUCAUGGUAAUUAUAAUGGUUGUUCACAAGAUUCUGGAAGUUGAGAAACGAAGCCGACAACUGCCAAAAGGUUUAGUUAAAUUAUAUCUAGUCAGUGUAAUUAGUUAAUUUGAUUAACAUAUUGAUAUGUAUACAAAAAUUUAUACAAUAAUAUUGUCUAUUUAUA
Messenger RNA from Cydia pomonella (codling moth), 8000 nucleotides. RefSeq names its product cell adhesion molecule Dscam2-like. The coding region runs from base 2608 to 7878 and encodes 1756 amino acids. Lineage: Eukaryota; Metazoa; Arthropoda; Insecta; Lepidoptera; Tortricidae. The record is from RefSeq and is a predicted model, not a curated record. Gene Ontology annotation, biological process: dendrite self-avoidance; homophilic cell-cell adhesion; axon guidance. Gene Ontology annotation, cellular component: axon; plasma membrane. Gene Ontology annotation, molecular function: cell-cell adhesion mediator activity. The transcript is spliced from 34 exons.